AUGGCCGAUAGUACUUUCUCCUCUAUCCCUGUCGUGGACUUGCGUCGUCUUCAAGAUCCACUGACCAAAGCGGAAGCCUUGGAGCAAUUACGGAAAGCCAUCUUCCAGGUUGGGUUCCUGUACUUGAUCAAUCAUGGACUCGAGCCACUUGUGAAAAGGACGCAUGCGAAGCUUCCGGAGCUUUUUGCCUUGCCCACUGAGGUCAAGGAACGAUGUAAUAUGAUCAAUUCCCCGGCGUUCGUCGGGUACACUCGUCUCGGAGCAGAGACCACAGCAUCCAAGACGGAUCUGCGAGAGCAAUUCGACUUCGGUACGCCGGGUAUGAAACCAUGGACUGAAAACGACCCCUUCUGGCAGAGACUCGAGGGAGACAGUCAGUACCCGGACCAUCCCGGGGCCCAAAAGCUCGUCGAAGAUUACAUCGCAGAGUCCGCAAAGCUAUCGCAGGAAUUCAUGCGAUACGUGUCAGAAUGUCUCUCUCUACCCCCAACAACCUUCGAGUCAUUUAAGGGCAAAAUGGACCGUCUGAAGUUCAUCAAGUAUCCCCAGGCUGCGCCCGGCUCCCAGGGAGUAGGUCCACACAAGGACUCGACGGGCUUAUUCACUUUCCUCUCGCAGGACGACACGGGCGGACUCCAAGUGCUCAACAAGAACGGCGAGUGGAUCGACGCCCCUCCGAUUGAGGGGAGUCUGGUCGUGAACAUCCAACAGGGGUUCGAGGCGAUUACCGGCGGUAUCUGCACUGCGACGACCCAUCGUGUGAUUGCCCCCACGACCAAGACGCGAUACAGCAUUCCAUUUUUCCUCGGCGUGCGAAUGGACCUCACGCUCGACCAGCUUCGCGAAUCCGCAGCACAUAUUGUAAAAUGUAUUCCUGCUUCGGAUGACCGGAAGAAACGAGCCGUCGAUGUGCCCAGCGAGUUCCUCUCGCCUUUGUAUUCAUGUUUCGGCGAAGCAUACCUGCGUAAUCGGAUUAUCAGCCAUCCAGACGUAGGGCAGAAGUGGUAUCCGGAAUUGUAUGAGCGGUAUACUAAGGAGAAGCUCACGUAG
This is a messenger RNA of Aspergillus bombycis, 1050 nucleotides long. RefSeq names its product isopenicillin N synthase family dioxygenase. The coding region runs from base 1 to 1050 and encodes 349 amino acids. The transcript is spliced from 6 exons. Gene Ontology annotation, molecular function: dioxygenase activity. The record is from RefSeq and is a predicted model, not a curated record. NCBI's taxonomy places the organism in Eukaryota, Fungi, Ascomycota, Eurotiomycetes, Eurotiales, Aspergillaceae.